UCUCGUGGUCGUUGAAGGUUGUUGCUAGUGCGCGCUAAAGAAAAGCAAAAGAAAGAAAAUAAAAGCAAAAGGCAAAAAAUUGAGAAACAAAAAUUCAAAUUGAUUUUGAGCAACACUCAACAAUAAACACGCUGGAUUAAAGUGUUUUUUUUUGUUGAUCAAAGUUAAACAAAUACAAGUUCCCAAAAAAACGCAACGACAACUCAAGCAAAAAAAAGUGCGUGUCAAGUGAAAGAAAAGUUCAACAACAACCAAAUAAAAAAAAACAACACUUUUUUGUGUUGAACAACAAAUUCAAAUAGAACAUUCCUCGCAAAAGUUAAACGGCAACGACCGUGUAAAAAGCCGCCAAAAUUCUACUCAAGGAGCGUAAAGCGAUCAUUUCGAAAAUGAAAUCAUUGACGGCCGUUUGUCAAACAGCAGGUGGCGCUACCUCCAUGCCGGCCAUGAAUCCAAAUGGACGCAUUGCGCGUCAUCCGCCGCAUCGCGGCGAUGGCGAAAAUGCCGAAAUGAAAAUGUAUCUCUCCAAACUGAAAGAUCUGGUGCCGUUUAUGCCCAAAAAUCGCAAGCUCUCCAAACUCGAGAUCAUCCAACAUGUGAUCGAUUACAUCUGCGAUCUGCAAACCGAGCUCGAAACACAUCCCGAAAUCAAUAAUUUCGAUGCGGCCGCUGCCCUAAGUGGCGUCGCAGCCGCUGCAGCCGCCGGCAGCGUUGAUGAUGAGGACAGCGAAAUGGAUGAAUUGGAUGAGAUGGAAAUGAAUAUGGAUGGCGAUGUGCUCGCCAUGCGUUUGGCUGCCGAACAACAGGAGCAGCUGGCGAAAAUCUCUAGUCCCGCUGCAGCAGCGACGCGCUUGCCGUUGAUCGAUCGUCAGAGCCCCAACACAAUUCUGCCCGCCGCGCAGCAGCAUCGGCAGCAGCCACCAGCGCAGCACAAACAACAACAACAGCAGCAGCAGCAACAGCUCUCUCGCUUUCUCUCAUUGCAGCAAAACAGCGGCGAAAAGGACAGCAGGCAAUCGUAAAGCAGCUGAAGGAAUAUAAGAAGAAGAAACAGAAUUAGGAGGGGGCAAGAACUACAACUAAAACUAAAUACACACACACAUUUAAAAGAUACACACACACAUACAUAUGAAUAGUGUAGUACAGUCAACUCUCCACUCAAAUAACUCAAACUCGUGUGAAGAUCUCCGCAAUAAGAAAGCAAAAAUCAAUUAAAAUACUUACAACUUACAUGCAUACAUACAAUACAUAGGCAAGGUAGCCACGCCUCCACAGUGGGGCACAGUGGGUGCCAAAGCAUUUCACACCAAUACAUUGAAAGAGUUUAGUUCUAAAUAAAUAACAAGCAAACCUAACUAAGUAGAUAUAAAAAAAGAAAAACAUUGUAAGCACUUAACAUUAUUAUUAUUAACUUGUAACUUUAAACGUUUAACAAUUAACUAAUAGCAGCAGAUAACUACGAAGUUAAUGAAGAUGAAGAUGAAGAAGAAAAACAAAACUUGGCAAAGCUUUAAACAAUUUAAUUUUUCCUUUAAAUGAAAUGAAAAAAAAAUGGAAUUUUUUGUUUUCUAUAUGUUUAGUUUAUUUUUUCGGUUUAAACGAUGAAAAACAUUGUUAAUUUUACGUAAAUCGAAGAUGAAAGAAGAAAAUGCAAAGCAGAAAACAGCAAUAAAAAAAGAAGUAAAACAAAAUUCUAACAAUUUUUCAUUCUCAUUUUUUAUUUCAAUUACAAAUUUCCUAUUAAUUUUAAUAUAAUUAAAAAACUAAACUACUAAAAUAUGAAAGUCGCUUAAACAAAUUCUUCCUAUUAUGAUUAUUAUUAUUUAGCCAGCCAGCAAAUUGAACAACAAUUCAUUUAAUUUAUAAUAUACAUUCAUACACAUAUAUUAUUUAUGCUUAAUUUUCUCAUACCUCAAGGAACAAUUUGUUUAUCAUAUUAGUUGAGCGCAGGUUUUCACCUCAGCUCUCCCAUUCAACUUCCUCUUUUAAAAGUGAAAUCAACAUGAAAACUUGAAUAUAAUAAUAAUAAUAAUACAUAAUAUUAAUAAAUAUAUAAAUAUAUGUUCUGUGAUCUGUAGCAUACUUUGUACAAAGUGUUUUUAUAGCGUAAUUAUGCGUUUUACUUAUAUUUUAUGAUUUCGAAAAGAAGAAAAUUCUGUAAAAUCUUAAUUAUCAUUUGUUUUUUUUUUUGUGUUUCCUCCCCCUUUAUCAAUGAUGUAACAUAUUGAUUGAAAAGAAUGCAAAAAAAAUGAAAAACAUGAAAAAGAAAAAAGCAAAAGUAUAAAAACAACAACAACAAGAAAACAAAUUAAAUUUUAGCUCUUACAAAAUAAAAAUUACAUUAUAUGGAAAAAAUGAAAA
Messenger RNA from Drosophila nasuta, 2361 nucleotides. RefSeq names its product Basic helix-loop-helix domain-containing extra-macrochaetae (gene emc). Gene Ontology annotation, molecular function: transcription regulator activity; protein dimerization activity. Gene Ontology annotation, cellular component: nucleus; cytoplasm. Lineage: Eukaryota; Metazoa; Arthropoda; Insecta; Diptera; Drosophilidae. The record is from RefSeq and is a predicted model, not a curated record. Gene Ontology annotation, biological process: negative regulation of transcription by RNA polymerase II; cell differentiation; circadian regulation of gene expression.